Molecule: messenger RNA, 513 nt
Organism: Microthlaspi erraticum
Lineage: Eukaryota; Viridiplantae; Streptophyta; Magnoliopsida; Brassicales; Brassicaceae
Source: the annotation of a GenBank genome assembly
AUGAGCGCCUCCGGUAAAUCUCAUCGUGGCCGCGGUGGUAAAAGCGGCGGGGUUCAAUCAUCUUCGGGAAGAAAUUCGUCCCAAUCCUCAAACCCUAGUACCCCAACCUCAACACGUCGCCCUCUCUCCCUGUUCAGCUCCACCGCCACACGCUCCACCGCCACACGCGCCCCGCCACAGAACCCUUCAGUCGAGGAUGUUAAUGUCGAUCCUCAACCACCGCCGCAAAAUCAACCACCACAAGAACCACCAACGACGAUGACGCUUGAAGACUUACUGAGAACUCCAGGCCGUGAAAAUUACUUGCCUGUCUUAGACCCAUUCCCCUCGGAAAAAACAACUUGGUUUGAUCGAGAUGAAGGUAAAUUGGUUCGGAAGAUAUCAAAGCUGUUGAAAAGCAAGUUCGACGGUGCUUAUUAUUGCUGGACUAAAACGCCUCAACAUAUUAAAGAUCGAUAUUUCAUAGCAUUUGCAGUAAACUCAAAUAUGAAGUUAUUAAGUUAUGUAUUAUAA